CCUGAGGCGGGGGACGCGUCCAGCGCCCCCAGCCCUCCUCCGCCUGCUGCUGUGGGGCGGGCGGCCUCCUCCGGCGCCUCCCUGCGUCCGCCCGCCGCCUCCCUCCCUCCUUCCCUGCGGCUCCCCUGGCUUUCGGAGCCCGGGGGCGGCCUGUGGCGCGCGGAGCCCGCGCCGGACUGCGCCUCUUUGGACCUUGAGGGGAAACAUGCGUUUGGCUUGGAUCGUUUUAAAUUCUUAGUUUGGGGUCCCCGCCCGCCUGCCUCUUCCGCCCCGCGAUUUUUCUGCUUUUUGCUUUUUUGUUUUUUUGGCUUUUUCCUUUUCUUCCUCCCGGUCUCCUUUUUGACUCCCUCCCCCUUUAUGCUCGCCCAGCCCUCCCCCCGCUGCUGAGAAGUGGGGGAGGGUCUCGGCCUCUAGGUUCCCGCCCCACCGAGGCCCGGGCGAGCAUGGGGGGCAAGCAGAGCACGGCGGCCCGCUCCAGGGGCCCCUUCCCGGGGGUCUCCACCGAUGACAGCGCUGUGCCCCCGCCGGGAGGGGCUCCCCACUUUGGGCACUACCGGACGGGCGGCGGGGCCAUGGGGUUGCGCAGCCGCUCGGUCAGCUCGGUGGCGGGCAUGGGCAUGGACCCCAGCACGGCCGGGGGGGUGCCCUUUGGCCUCUACACCCCCGCCUCCCGGGGGACCGGCGACUCAGAGAGAGCGCCGGGCGGCGGAGGGUCCGCGUCCGACUCCACCUAUGCCCACGGCAAUGGUUACCAGGAGACGGGCGGCGGUCACCAUAGAGACGGGAUGCUGUACCUGGGCUCCCGAGCCUCGCUGGCGGAUGCUCUACCUCUGCACAUCGCACCCAGGUGGUUCAGCUCGCACAGUGGUUUCAAGUGCCCCAUUUGCUCCAAGUCUGUGGCUUCUGAUGAGAUGGAAAUGCACUUUAUAAUGUGUCUGAGCAAACCUCGCCUCUCAUACAAUGAUGAUGUGCUGACAAAAGAUGCGGGUGAGUGUGUGAUCUGCCUGGAGGAGCUGCUUCAGGGGGACACGAUAGCCAGGCUGCCCUGCCUGUGCAUCUAUCAUAAAAGCUGCAUAGACUCGUGGUUUGAAGUGAACAGAUCUUGUCCAGAACACCCUGCGGACUGACCCUGUCGGGCUUGCUUGCCGAAUCCUCUCAAAGGGACAGACAGCCCUGUUCCUGAGAGGAGGCUCAUCGGACACUGGGGCAGAGCUGAGUUUGGGACACCAGUGGGAACAGGGCACCUCUUCUGCACUGACUUCAGAAAACGGUUCUCCCUCUUCCCUGAGAACACCAGAUUGGAUGAGAGCGAGUUGGAGAGAAGAGUGAAAUCACCGCUAUCCUUCCCCUCCCCCCUCAGCCCAGGAGGGAAAGGGCAUUUUCUUUUUCACCUUUGAAAGGCAUUGUGGGUCUGUCUUUAAAGUGUUUACAAAAAAAAAAAAAAAAAUUAUAUAUAAAAAAAAAAAAGUCUAGUGUCGACUGGUGUUUUCCCUCGUGAUGUUUACAGAUUAGCUAUAACCCACUCAGCGACAGAACCAAAUGUGGCCGCGUCCUUGCCACUAAUGCUCUGACGGCGGGCGGGCACACACCUUCUCUUCCUUCACCCAGCACCCAGUCAGCUCUCGGUGUCACCAGCCUCUAUCUAGGGGUUGGGUUGCUUUUGUUUUGUUUCUCCCUCCCAUUUUUCUGGCUUGGUUUUGCACUUUUCUCCCCAAGGGACCCUAAUAUCUUGGUUUCAUUGCCCCCCACCCCCUGGCAAAAAAAAAAAAAUACACCCAUCAAGGACUUUUUUCCACCUCUUCUCCCAUGUCUUCCCCCUUCUUUCCUCCUGGUUCUGGUCAGUUCAGAGGAUUUAACAACCACAAGUGUCCUGCAAAAAUGCUUGAACAUUUUUCUUAGGCCCUUGUGGGUUUUCCCCCCCCAGAAAACUAAAUAAACAAAAGACUAAAUAAACA
Marmota flaviventris (yellow-bellied marmot) is the source of this 1955-nucleotide messenger RNA. It is a transcript of the gene Znrf1, whose product is annotated as zinc and ring finger 1. Gene Ontology annotation, cellular component: intracellular membrane-bounded organelle; cytoplasm; membrane. The record is from RefSeq and is a predicted model, not a curated record. Gene Ontology annotation, molecular function: ubiquitin protein ligase activity. Lineage: Eukaryota; Metazoa; Chordata; Mammalia; Rodentia; Sciuridae. Gene Ontology annotation, biological process: proteasome-mediated ubiquitin-dependent protein catabolic process; protein K48-linked ubiquitination.